AUUCCUCAACCCAACCACCCGCUACUCUCACUAGGGUUUUAGACUUUUAGUUUUUCAUCGUACUGUUCCGGACUUUGGAGGUUUUGCCACUCGAAGCCCUCCAGUUGCUGCGGAGGCUCUUCUCUCUUAUUUGAUCCGAAUCGUCGAGAGCCAUUCUUCUCCUUUCCUUCUCCACCCGAUACUCUCCGAGUUUUGUUGCCGAUCGAAGGCAGAGCAUAAACAGCACUAACAAUGGCGGGCCUCGUUCCUCCUCCUCCAACCGCGGCUGAUACGAUUCCGAAGCCGAAAGAGGAUGAGAAAGUGGAUUACUUGAAUCUUCCUUGCCCUAUUCCGUAUGAGGAGAUCCACCGUGAAGCUCUCAUGUCUUUAAAGCCUGAACUGUUUGAAGGGAUGCGCUUCGAUUUUACUAAAGGACUCAAUCAGAGAUUCUCACUCAGUCACAGCGUGUUCAUGGGACCUACGGAGAUUCCUUCACAAUCUCCUGAAACUAUUAAAAUUCCCACUGCUCACUAUGAGUUUGGUGCCAACUUUAUAGAUCCAAAGUUGAUGCUUUUUGGGAGAAUGAUGACUGAUGGAAGGCUUAAUGCAAGAAUAAAGUGUGAUUUAUCUGAGAAUCUUACUUUGAAGGCCAAUUCUCAGCUUACCAACGAGCCUCACAUGUCACAUGGCAUGGUCAAUUUUGAUUACAAGGGCAAAGAUUACAGGUCACAGUUUCAACUAGGAAAUGGUGCAUUGUUUGGAGCAAACUACAUUCAGAGCGUGACCCCCCAUAUGGCUUUGGGUGGUGAAGUGUUCUGGGCUGGUCAGCAUCGUAAGUCUGGUAUUGGCUAUGCUGCUCGGUACAACACAGACAAGAUGGUUGCUACAGGGCAAGUCGCUAGUACCGGAAUGAUUGCUCUUAGCUAUGUACAAAAGGUGUCUGAUAAGGUUUCUCUUGCAUCAGAUUUCAUGUACAACUACAUGUCAAGAGAUGUCACGGCUAGUUUUGGUUAUGAUUACAUUCUUCGACAGGUGAACAUUUUAGGGUUUAAGUUACACAACCAGUGCUAUCGGAUUGCUGCUGGAGUAUGUUACUACCUAUGCCGUCUUAGAGGAAAGAUUGAUUCCAAUGGCACCGUAGCUGCAUUUUUGGAAGAGCGACUAAAUAUGGGUCUUAAUUUUGUUCUUUCUGCAGAGAUUGAUCACAGAAAGAAAGACUACAAAUUCGGGUUUGGAUUGACUGUCGGGGAGUAAAGUGCAGGACCAAUGCUGUUUCGUCAUUCUUGCGGGCAAGAUAUCUCUUUAUUUUUCCAUUCGAGUUGAACUAGAGAUCCCUGUAUACUUAAUCCCGGGUAACAUUAUCACAGGGUGGGAUCAGUUGAGCCCGUUUUAGUAGCCGGUGUCUGUUUGGAGUUCCCUUUUUUUCAGUUAAGAGUUGUAGAAUAAGAUUUCUAAAUAAUUCAAAUUGUAUUUCUAGUCACAACAUUAACCUUUGUUCGAAACAGGAAACUUUAUUUCUUGAAUGAAUCUGAUGAUCCUCUGCUACAAUUGCUUCA
Malus domestica (apple) is the source of this 1535-nucleotide messenger RNA. Lineage: Eukaryota; Viridiplantae; Streptophyta; Magnoliopsida; Rosales; Rosaceae. The record is from RefSeq and is a predicted model, not a curated record.